Messenger RNA from Klebsormidium nitens, 3403 nucleotides. NCBI's taxonomy places the organism in Eukaryota, Viridiplantae, Streptophyta, Klebsormidiophyceae, Klebsormidiales, Klebsormidiaceae. The record is from the annotation of a GenBank genome assembly.
GCCAGGUUCAAGAAGACCGUGCAGGUUCGAUCAAGAAGACGCGAGCAGCUUGAAAUUGAAAAUUGAAGUCUGAGCAUAGGUAGUCACGAGUUGAGGCCUCCUUCCCCAUUCAACGUUCUGGAGCGUCCGCGUCCUUUCCCAAUCCUCCCUGGACGGCCCAUUGUUGCAUUGCAUUUGAGAAGGUCUGAAGGUUGGACUACCCAGACCUAAUGUUGUGCCGCCUCGCUGUUGUGGCAGAGCUUUGAACCACGAAGUUCUAUGGUAAAAGCACAGGGAAUCGGUUAGGACAUUGCUGGGGCGCUGGGACCUUGCAGGCGCGUUGCACUUUGAGUAGGAUCUUGAUCUCUGCACAUUUCUGUUGCAAAGAGUGAACAGAGUCAAACUUUAGUAAGAUCCACCAUCCUUCCCUUCCAAUGGCGUCCUCUGCGGUCGCCUGCCAAGCAAAAUGUGGGGGUCUGCACAGCACUGGGCCCCAGCUCAGAACCCUAAAAUCUCAGGCUGCCGAAAGUUUCACCUUGCUCUCCCUAGAGCGGUGCAGGAUCGGCCCUUCACUAGAGGCUUCUCCAGCCGCAGGUUGGCGGCAUCAGAAGCGCCGAGCAAAGCUGGGCGUGGUGAUGACCGCAGACUUGGGCCAAUCCACAUUCCCACCAUUGGCAGCCCUAAGUCUGCCGUUUGGCAAGAAUGCGGCUGCAGGGCGACCAGCAGAGCCUGAGACGCAAAUGCACGUUGUCCAGAGGGGUCAGGUUAUGUCCAAGAUUGCGCAGCUUUAUGAAACGGACCUCAAGACAUUGCACGAGCUCAAUCCGGGUGUGGCCCUCGACUAUGUGCGACCGAAGCAGACGAUCGUGGUGCCAAAGUUGAGGGCUGUUGCAACAGCAGGGGCGGCGAAGGGCAUGGAUGUGCCAGGGAUCUGUCCACCAAAGGGAAAAGCGCCUCCUUCCAAGGCCUCUCCUCGUCAACCAGUCAAAGUCCCGGCGCAGUCCACUCCUGCAGCCGUUGCUGAGACUGGUGCGGUCUUGGACACGAUUACAGCAUCUGGAGAGCUGCAGUACGUUGUGCAGUCAGGCGACAGCCUCUUCACUAUCGCCGAGAGGUACGGCGUGUCCAUGACCGAGCUCGUCAAGCUCAACAAGCUGCACUUCAAGAGCACGAUCCUCCCGCAGCAAACGCUGCGCAUCCCCGCCAACUCCAAACCGCAGGCGGCCAUUGUCGCAAGCGUGUGCCCGGCGCCCCCCCCCACCUGCCCAGUGCCUUCCCGCAAGCCGCAGACAGGCUGGGCGAUCGGGGUGGGGCUCGCCCUUCUGGGAGCAGCAGCGGCAGCCUACGCGUACGAUCUCAUGAAGGGGAAGAAGCUUGCUGCCGUCGAGGAGACACAGCCCCCACUUCCGGCCGCUGGGUUCGCAUCCCCGCUUGCUGCCUCCACUGUCGACAACACCAAGACGGACAGCCUGCAAGCAGCUGAGAUCAUUGCUGCCGUUGCCGCUCCCCGCCCCACUGGUGAAACCCCGGUGGUCCCUCCCCCAGCAGAGGCUGCGGCAAACCCUGUGGUCGCAGACGAAGCAAGUGUGGCACAACCCCCGGCGGCUGUAGCACCCCCUCCUGCCCCUGUGGAAGCUGUAGCACCCCCUCCUUCCGUUUCGUCACCAACCGCAACUCCUCUGGAUCCGAUCGUGGCCAGCACUCCAGCGGCGGAGACAGAAGCGACCCCGGCCCCCCUUGCUCCCACAGAGCUUCCAGCCCCCAGCUUGCCGGAAGCUGCUUCAGCCGAUCCACCCACACCUAUGGCAGCGCCUGAAGGAGAAAACGGGCGCGCAGUCAAAGCCCCCAUGGUGGUCUUGACCAGUGUCACGCGUGAAGCAGAAAAGCAGCAGCCUGAGCUGGUGAAACCGGAAGCGAGCGCCUCAGCGGUGACUGUAGAUACAGCGGAGGCGCCCGUUCCGGAAGUGAUCGCGUCGGCUGUCAUUGAAGAAGCAGAAGUGACCCCGUCACUGGUCAUUGAAGACAAGAAGGAAGCGCAGAACGGGGCUGCUGCAGUGGAGUCUGUUGUGAGCGCACACAAGGACGAGGCUGCUAGCGAAACCUCGGUGUCUCUGACAGACAUCCUGCCGGACGGGCUGGUGCCUCUCGAGACGACGGACAUUGCGGAAAAGCAACCACAGCCCACUGACGGCCAGCUCGGCGUCGGGUCCAGCUUCUGCCAAGAAGCCACGAUCACGCGUGCUCUCCAGGGGGCGUAUCGCGCCGCCUCCCAAUCCCUAGGACCCCUGCACCAGACGCUCGCCUUUGUUGCGCUCAGCUCGGGCCGCAUUGGUCUGGCAAGCGAGGACUUCACCUGGGGCAGCACGGCGGAAGCGGUGGUUGCGCUGAGGUCGACGCUCCCGGCGGACUGCAACCUGCAGGGGAUCUGCACGUGGGGGAUCACUGGGGCGGAUGGGAAUGGGGCGGGGGAGGAGAAGGAGAAGGAGUGGGCGGCUGUGCUGCUGUUCUCGGCACAGGGCCGGGUGGUGGCAAACGGAUCCACGAUUACGACUGGCUCUCCCCGGCUGGCGGCCGAAAUGGCUGCUGAGGGCCUGCGCGCAAAGGCAGUGGGGAAGAAGCUGAAGGCGGUCAUCAUUGUUUCGAGCCCACAGACUGACGCGGCAGCCAUCGAUGUUGUCCGUGACGUCAUCCCGGGCCUCCCCGUGUACGCCAUCAGCGAGAGCAAGGUGCCCGACAGCCCCGGUCGCCCCGUCGCGCUGAGCAAGGAGUGGCAGGUCGCACCGGCGGGGGCGACCAGCGCAGUGGCCCCGGGCAUUUCUCUUGUGGGCAUCACCACCGAAGCAGAUUUCGGCGGCGCAUUCUUUGCAACGGUCGUUGGACAGUGGUUGUACGGGCCGAAGUGCACGAUCGAGGCGCUGCCGUCGACCGCGAAGAAGGAGAUGGCGACGAGCGGUCGGUGACGGGUUUGCUCGCCGCGCAGGCUGUGUUUGAGGGAUCAUUGCCAGAUAGAGAGAGAUCAGCAAACAGCGUACUGGUUAGCGAGAACGCUCUAGGUUUGUGGGCCGUUACGACGGAGGCCUCGUCACAGUGUGUUCGUAGGCCGGGCUGAAUGAUGCUUUCAUGAGUGCUGAAAAGCAACAGGCCUGGGCAAUAAGGGCCGGAUCAGGGCUCGGAAAACCGCUGGAGAGGUAGUUUACAUUUUAAACUCGUAGCUUUCGGAAGGUGGGUAGGUUACAACUGCUUAGUUUUUUGAGCUAGCUACAACUGGACCGGUUACUGGCUUACUUUUGUGAAGACAGACCAUGAACUUGUUCAACGCGGGCCUGUCUGGGAGCUUCUCCUUGGACGGGGUCAAUUCGCUGCUGCUUUUCUAACCAGACCACUUGGUACCUUUCCUUGGAUUAUCGCUUUCUGUGUACGUCUG